AUGGACGAAACGGGCGACGAGAUAGAUGAGGACUUCACAUGCGAUAGAGCGAUACCCGAAAACGAUGAAGCGAACGAUGCUUGUAUGAGCGAGAUAACGACAGCCGAAAUACUCUCGGCAAUAGAACUAGCGCUCCGAGAAAAUCCCCAAGCAAUGGAACAGCUAAUAGGCACGAUACGAAACGUACAAGUGAAUCAGCCUGUAGCACCAGCGGCUGGAUAUACUGCCGCAUCGUCUGUACCUCGUCCGCCUCUGUUGGAGUUGGAGGGUGACAUGGAGAGGAACUACAAUUUUUUCGAAAUGAAUUGGAAAACCUAUGCCAGUGCGGUCGGCAUGGAUGAAUGGCCUGUGACACAGAACAAGCAGAAAACAAGCAUUUUGUUAUCCGUUGUUGGAAAAGACGCGUUGAAAAAAUAUUUUAAUUUUGAACUAAACGAUGAGCAGCAAAACGACCCAAAUCUCGCAUUGGCGGCAAUUAAGCUUAAAGUUGUACGGGAACGAAACAAGUUUGUCGAUUGGUUUGAUUUUUUUUCGUUGUUGCAAGACGCCGCUGAGAGCAUUGAUAAUUAUUUAUGCCGUUUGAAAUCGCUUGCAAAGUUAUGUAAAUUCGGUGUGUUAGAAGAAGACAUGAUCAAAUACAAGCUAGCUACAUCGAUCAAGUGCUUGAAGCUUCGAUCGAAGUUGAUCACUACCCAAAACUUGACGGAAGCAAGUGCUAUGAAUUUAUGUCGUGCUGAGGAAAUCACAGAAAGGCAUCCGGCUACCGUGGGUCAAUCAAGUGUAGAGGUUAAUAUGGUGAAGAAAGAAAAAAUGAAGUGCAAAUUCUGUGGUGGUAGGCACGAUUUUACUAAAGGUGUUUGCCCGGCACUAGGGAAAAGGUGCAACCGAUGUGGUGGAAAAAACCACUUUGAAAAAGUGUGCAGAGCUGAGCGAAAGAAGCAGUUUAAGAAGAAGCUCCGUGUUAAGAAAGUGGAUGAAGAUAGCAGCUCCGGCAGUGAAUCGCCAGAAAGUAGUGGAAAUGAAAACACUGAAUUAGACUAUGGUGAAGAUGUGUCUAUCGGUAAAAUCAUCGACAGGUCCGGCAGUGGCGGACAUGUUUUAGCGGAUUUGGAUUUAUUCCUUGCUGGCAAAUGGCAGGUAGUACAAUGCGAAUUGGAUACUGGCGCGAAUACAAGCCUUGUGGGACACGAUUGGUUGGAAAAGAUGACCGAAAACAGCAAAAUCGAGUUGUUACCAUCCACGUAUCGCCUGCAAGGUUUCGGUGGCAGCAACAUUCCAGUUAUUGGGCAGGUGAAAAUUCCAUGUCAGAGAAAAGGUCGUAAGUAUAACCUUGUUUUACAAGUAGUUGAUGUCAGCCAUGGACCACUUCUAUCGGCAAAUGUUUGCCGCAUACUGGGUUUUGUAAAGUUUUGUAAUACGGUGAAGUUCACGGCGCCAAAAUCAGAACAAGAACUGUUGAACAUUUACCGUGUGAAAGCUCAGGAUAUCGUUAAGCAACACGAAGAGGUUUUUCAAGGUAUCGGCAAAUUCUCUGGAACCGUCUCUCUGGAGGUAAGCCCAGACAUUACACCUUCGAUACAACCUCCUCGAAGAGUGCCAAUUGCGAUGAGAGAAAAGCUGAAAGAGGAGCUAAAGAACCUCGAGUGCGAUGGGGUAAUUGUGAAGGAGACUCAACACACCGACUGGGUCAGCAACAUCGUUUUGGUGAAACGCAAGGAGCAGAAGUCAGAGUCCGUUCGGAUUUGUCUCGAUCCGAUUCCACUAAACAAAGCGCUUAAACGUCCCCAUCUUCAGUUCACUACCAUCGAUGAAAUUUUACCUGAGUUGGGAAAGGCAAAGGUAUUCUCAACAGCGGAUGCUCGUAAAGGGUUCUGGCACGUGGUACUGGACGAACGUAGUAGCCGGUUGACGACCUUUUGGACUCCGUUUGGUCGCUACAGGUGGACUCGCCUACCUUUUGGAAUCGCUCCUGCUCCGGAUAUUUUCCAAAUGAAGCUACUGGAAGUGAUUGAAGGGCUACAUGGAGUAGAAUGCAUUGCCGAUGAUUUGCUGAUUUAUGGAAUCGGUGACACGCUGGAGGAAGCUUUGGAGAACCACAAUGUCUGCUUGGAGAAGUUGUUGGUUCGCUUAGAGAAGUGCAACGUGAAGCUGAACCUGAGCAAGCUUAAGUUAUUUGAAACGUCGGUAAAAUUCUAUGGGCACAUGUUGACAAACAAAGGAAUCCAACCAGAUGAGAGUAAAGUGACAGCCAUAAAAAAAUUUCCGCGACCAGCAGACCGAAAGCAACUUCAGAGAUUCAUUGGCAUGGUAAAUUACCUAAGCCGUUUCAUUCCGAAUCUUAGCGCAAAUUUUACAAUUCUUCGGCGUUUGAUUUCGGAAAAAGAGGCUUGGAUAUGGUCGGAAAAGGAAGACGAAGAAUUUGAUCGUGUGAAACGGUUAGUAGCAGACACGGGCACACUGCAGUACUACAAUAAAAAAAAUUAUGCGCAGAUCGAAAAGGAACUACUUGCCAUCCUUUUCGCUUGUGUACGUUUUGAUCAACUUAUUGUUGGAAACCCUAAAACUACCAUCAAAACUGAUCACAAACCGUUAGUCAACGUGUUCCAGAAACCAUUACUCUCUGCACCGCGACGUCUUCAGCACAUGUUGCUAAACCUACAGCGCUAUCGAUUAACAAUAGAGUUUGUGACUGGGAAGGAAAAUGUGGUGGCUGACGCGAUAUCCAGAGCACCAUCCUAUGAAAAUCGAGCUGAUGAUAGUUUCGAUAAGCGAAACAUCUUUCGUGUAUUUCGUGAAAUUGAGCAAGUGAGCCUAUCAAGUUUCCUGGAAGUCAAAGAUGAGCAGCUGAACGAGAUCAUCGGGGAGACAAAAGCAGAUCCGUCUUUACAGCUUCUGGUGCGAUUCGUUCAGGAUGGUUGGCCGUCAUCCGUUGAUAAAGUGCCAGACAGUGCAAAAGUGUUUUUUAAAUACAGAAAUGAGCUCAGCACUCAAGAUGGAAUCGUCUAUCGCAACGACAGAAUUGUGGUACCAUAUUCGCUACGUCGGAAGUUAACUGAAAAAGUCCAUGUAAGCCACAAUGGUAUAGAAGCGACUCUCAAAUUGGCACGGGCGAAUCUCUUUUGGCCUGGAAUGAGUGCCCAGAUCAAGGAAGUAGUUUCUCAAUGCAGCGUUUGCGCCAAAUUUGGUUCGUCUCAAUCGCCAGCACCGAUGCAAAGCCACCCUAUCCCUGUGUACCCAUUCCAAUUGGUCUCAAUGGACAUUUUCUUCGCGGAAUACCAGGGAAAGAAUCGUAAAUGGCUAGUUACCGUGGACCACUUCUCAGACUUCUUUGAAGUUGACCAACUGAAAGAUUUAACCCCAAAGUCAACAAUUGCUGUGUGCAAAUCUAAUUUCUCACGACAUGGUAAACCACAGCAGGUCAUUUCAGACAAUGGAACAAAUUUUGUCAACAGAGAGUGGAAACAGUUCGCGAGAGAUUGGAACUUUUACCAUACUACAUCUGCACCACAUCAUCAACAAGCCAAUGGAAAAGCUGAAGCAGCAGUGAAAAUAGCAAAACGAUUAUUGAAGAAGGCAGAGGAAGCGCAAAGCGAUUUUUGGUACGCGUUGUUGCACUGGAGAAAUGUACCUAACAAAAUUGGUUCCAGCCCUGCUACACGAUUAUUCUCCCGCAACACACGCUGUGGCAUACCUACGUCUGCCAACAAUCUGAUGCCAAAGCUGGUAGCAGGAGUGCCACAAGCGAUCGAAGAGAGAAGACGGAAGACUAAACUUCAAUAUGAUCGGAAAACAAAAAAUCUUCCUCAAUUAGAGACAGGGUCUCCGGUAUACGUGCAGCUAAAUCCAGAGAUAUCCAAGCGGUGGACACCUGCCAUGAUUAGUAACAAGUUGAACGAACGGUCAUAUGUUAUUGAUGUAAACGGUGCUCAAUAUCGACGUGAUUUAGUGAACUUGAAACCACGUAACGAACCUCAAACGCCAAAAGUUAUUCCUGAUCCAGCCACUAUUCCUAACGUCGAGCCACUUGCUGCAGAGAAGUCAUUCAACGAGCCAUCGUUCUCGACAGUUACUGAGAAUACAAUUCCAAAUCGAACAUCAAUUCCCAGUAUACCUGAUGCUAUAUUUCUGGAAGAAACUAGAACACCAAAACCGAUGAAAACUCCCAGAAUAUACAGACCAUCCAGCGAUCCAGUAAUCGAAGAAGAUAAAUAUACUAGAUCCAAGCGAAGUGUCAAACUUCCGAUUCGUUUCAAAGAUUACUGUCUUGAUUAG
Molecule: messenger RNA, 4272 nt
Organism: Topomyia yanbarensis
Lineage: Eukaryota; Metazoa; Arthropoda; Insecta; Diptera; Culicidae
Exons: 3
Coding region: 1-4272 (1423 amino acids)
Biological process (GO): DNA integration
Molecular function (GO): nucleic acid binding
Source: RefSeq, a predicted model, not a curated record